Messenger RNA from Strongylocentrotus purpuratus (purple sea urchin), 7709 nucleotides. RefSeq names its product inositol polyphosphate-4-phosphatase type I A. Bases 530 to 3829 code for a protein of 1099 amino acids. The record is from RefSeq and is a predicted model, not a curated record. Gene Ontology annotation, cellular component: cytoplasm. The transcript is spliced from 26 exons. NCBI's taxonomy places the organism in Eukaryota, Metazoa, Echinodermata, Echinoidea, Camarodonta, Strongylocentrotidae. Gene Ontology annotation, molecular function: phosphatidylinositol-3,4-bisphosphate 4-phosphatase activity.
ACGACUCGUAAUCAAUCAUACGCUCUGAUCUUUUCAAAGCUCUAGCCAAUUUAAAUGUUAUUAGUUUUUCUACUCGAGCUGUGUAGUAUACGCCACCUUUGCUAUGUUGUAUGAUCAUUGAUUGACACCAUAUGGGACAUUCCACUGAUUGAAAGAUGAAUAGCAACCCUGCCAUGAAAUGAUGCUACAAAAGAUAGUCGGCUACUGACUGACAAUACUAUUGAAGCAGUAUGAUCAACAGCAGAGGUUCUGAAGGAGAAAGCAUUUAGUGACAUUAAAAAUGGAGACCUGCUAUAAAGAUAUCAUUUAAAGAUUUAAAGAUUACCUGAAUGUAUACUUCAUGGAUGCAAUCAUAAACUCAAUUUUGUUGAAGUACAGAAACAGAAACUUGUAAAUUGAUACUCGGCACUGCUCCUGAGUUAUUGAUGAUACUUUCUCCGGUCCGUGAAGAUGUAAUCGUAGAAAGAGGAAAUUGUUUGAAACCCAGGAACUCUGCUACGCCAGCCUUUGGAUUGCCCCUUGAUCACGGAUGUUACAGAGCACUGAAGACCGGGGAUCCACCUGGAGCUAUUGGAGACUUAGUGGGAUCCACAUAUCUCCCAAGAUGCGCUUCAAUCAGAAGGAGCUAGCAGGGGUCGGCAUGGAGCCCUCCAAGUAUUUCACCAAAGAGGGACCUCUCUACAUGAAAGUCAAUGCUGGUGGUUGGCGCAAGAAAGGUCUGGAUUACAGUGAAAGAUGGUGCAGACUACGAGGUAAUCUUCUUUUCUUCUUCAAGGAUCGUAACCUCCUCCCGGAGCCUCAAGGGGUCAUCGUACUUGAGCAGUGCUUUAUCAAAGAGGAAUAUGCCGAGGUCAAACCACAUGCCUUCUCUCUAGAAUUUGUCGGAGAGGAACACAACCAGUACUUUGCUGCACACUCCACAGAACUUAGAGACGAGUGGGUAGCGGCGAUACGCCUGGCAAGCUACGAGAUGCUACGUGUACAGCUACAGAAGCUUCGCAUCCAGAUCUUAGCGCGCACAGGUCGUGACCCCAUUAGUGAGGGUCAACCAGGGGUCAUUGACCCUGGUAACCUCUCUGAUGGGAUGCAGAAUGACCCAGUCCUGGAGAUGUCGAUAUCCUGCAAUCAUCUCCCUAUGAAAUCAAAUGGCGAUGAACCUAGCGUGUUUGCAAGCAUCAACUGUAUGACGCCGCCUGAUACAAGAUGGUUAAACUGCGGUCAAACAGAGAUCAUUGAUAAACAAUCUAAUCCAUUCUUUGUAUCAACGGUAGUCUUUGAGACUAGUCGCAAUAUCGCUGUCAUCACCAGGUUACGCGCUAAUAUUUAUGCAGUGGAAGACAGGACAAACCAGUCGCAUUGUGCUAUAGGUCAUGCCAUCUGUUCCUUCAAAGACAUCAUCGCAGCUCCGGGUAACAAGCUUGUACUCAACAUCAUCGGUGCUGAUGAUAAGCCUUGCGGUGGCACCAUCAGUCUGCUGCUAUGGGAGCUUGAUCAGUGUGUGUCUCCUGAAACUGAGAGAGGUUUUCAAGUAGUGACCCCGCCAGAUCCACUCAGUAAUAUGAUCAUUGGGCAGGUACCCCCAUCACCCACCACUCUGCACCCACCUCGCUUAGGCACACUCCAUACCCCAUCUACUAGAGACUCCAUCUCAAAGGGUCUGUAUGGCUGUGUGUGUAAUAAGAAGUAUCGCUAUCUCAACCCAGAUGGAAAGAUAGUACAGGUGGAAGAGAUCAUGGCGGAGAGCAAACUCUCGUUCUACAUUCCACAGAAGAUGUUAGAAUUAUAUUUAGAUGAGGAGAAGAGGAAGUUAAAAGAACUUUCAGUGUUUGCCUUGCCCUCAGAAGACUGGGAUAGAAUAGGUCGAGCUGUGAUGGCUGAACAUGUUACUAUGAUAGAACAGUACACACAAUCCUUGGAUCAACUAAAGAAGAUGCAGAAAAAGGAGCUUAGGUUAUUCAAGAAGAGCACAGAGAAGACUGAUAAGAGACUUGAGUUUGUACCUACCAAUCUUCAUCUUCAGAGAUUGAGAGUUGAGGAGCAAGGCUCAAAAGGAGUUGUAUAUAACACCAUCACCUUUGGAGCCCCCUGUGCACACACAAUGAAGUUCAAACAUGGAGGACUAAGAAGACUUUUCCAGCAGUAUGCAGAUGAACAAAGUAGACUUGUUGGCAACAAUCAUUGCCUAUCCUCCCAAGCAGCUGAUGUGUUAACCAGAGUGUCUGAGCUGAGAGAGAAGGUUGAUCAGUGCUGUAAAGACGUUAGCUUAGCUGCCAAGUACAAAGAUGUCACCACCAUGAAGCAUAUGACACAGGCUCUCAUUGAACAGAUUAACAUCUUCUGCAGAGAGGUAACCUUACUCUUAGAGCAGUGUGUAGUCCCAGCAUUACAGAAGACCCAUGGAUCAUACCAAGAUGCUACUAAGGCUGAAGGCAAGUCAGAUCGCAAGCAUCAUAAAAGUCACCAUCAUCCUGUUACCACCGACAAUGGGAGCGCUGGUAAUUCACGCAACAGCAGCAUCAGUGUUUCAUCACCACCCCAGAGGAGUAGCGUACUAAGCUCAGGUAGUGGAUGUACAAGCCCCACUAGCCCUAGUACUGGUGUGUCAAAUGGGAUCUAUGAAGAUUGGGAGAUGAAUGGAGUAUGUUUACCUGGAAAAUCAUGUCCUAACAGAGAAGGUGUCCCAUCAUGGGAUUGUAUGUGCAAGAAGAUUCUGGACUCUGUGAGCAUGCUACAGCAAGUAGUUGAGAUGUUACCUGAGGCUGCUAGUGCUGAGGAGAGAAUGGUAGCAGUAGACCCUGGACUCCAGUCUCUCAAUGAGGCUCUGAUCAAGCUACAAGAACAAGCCAAGUUCAGUGUGGGCUUCCAGAGAUUACAGGAGGAAUACAAAAACCUUGAUUUUUUGCAGAAUCUACAGAACAGAAGAGACCUUGUAUUUUCCCAAGUGAUCACAUCUCUGAUUGUUGGUGUAGUGACACAGCUCAAAGAGAACAUCAACAACAGAGGUUACCUCAAACAGCUCUGUAAACUAGGAUUCUUAGCCCACUUUGAGAGUCUACUCAGUACAUAUGGUGAUGAGAUGGGGAUGCUGGAAGACAUGUCAGCAUCAAUCAAAGAUCUUCAAGGAGUAACAUUCAAGUUGAUUCCAAGCAAAUCAGAAGAUGAUAAACCUAUCCUCUGUGGAAGCAGAUGCAGCAUAGUAGUAGAAGUACCGCUGGAUGUGAACACCUUGACCAAGCUACCAGAUGACCUCAGUAGAGGUCAGCCCAUCAAGGUCACUCCCAUUCUCUUCACUGUAGGGAUCAAUGAAGAACAGUCACUUGCUGAAUUGUUUGGAGACACAUCAUUACAGGAAGCUAUCAACAAGGAGAACAUGCACAAAAUAGAUGUCUACUUUGACAGAUACUUGAGAUUAAUACAACAUGAAGAUCGUCCUCAUUCGACGAGUACAUUGAGUAUAGAGCUGCUGAUGACAAGCUUGAGGCAUCAUGUACAGUCUAAGAGACAGAAGAAUGUCGAGAUACUACACAUCAGCAGACAGUUGGUGAGACGAAUCAAUGGUAUCCGUUUCAUGAGCUGUAAGAGUGCCAAGGAUAGGACAGGCAUGUCUGUUACGUUAGAACAAUGUCAACUACUUCAAGAUGAACACAAGAUGGAGCCCCAUAUGUUUGUACAUCUACUCAACACCAUGCGCAGUGAGGGAACAAGGAGAGACAACUCGAGAAAGAACACUGGAAUCAACAAGUACGCAUUCAACAAGAUGCAGUUAAGAGCGUUCCCUAAACUAUACAGACCACCAGAGGGCACAUAUGGUAAAACGGUUACAACAUAGUCCCUAAACUAUACAGACCACCAGAGGGCACGUAUGGUAAAACGGUUACAACAUAGUCCCUAAACUAUACAGACCAUCAGAGGGCACGUAUGGUAAAACGGUUACAACAUAGUCCCUAAACUAUACAGACCACCAGAGGGCAUGUAUGGUAAAACGGUUACAACAUAGUCCCUAAACUAUACAGACCACCAGAGGGCACGUAUGGUAAAACGGUUACAACAUAGUCCCUAAACUAUACAGACCAUCAGAGGGCACGUUUGGUAAAACGGUUACAACAUAGUCCCUAAACUAUACAGACCACCAGAGGGCAUGUAUGGUAAAACGGUUACAACAUAGUCCCUAAAACUAUACAGACCACCAGAGGGCACAUAUGGUAAAACGGUUACAACAUAGUCCCUAAACUAUACAGACCACCAGAGGGCAUGUAUGGUAAAACGGUUACUGAAUGAUAUAGUUCUGAAUGACAUUGGUAGUACCAAACAGUGUAGAAGUAUAUACUGCACUAUGUUAAUGGAUUUAUAGGCAAUGUAGCUGGAUACAUGUAUGAGAUAUCUGUGCAUGAAGGCAACUUAGUUGGAGUUAGAAAGUCAUUCAGGGAGAUCAGUUCACCUGGGGGCCCAUUUCACAAAGCUUUUUUCAAUGACAAAUGACAAAAAUCAGUGACACAAUCUGCUGAUAUUCAAUCAGAAGCAAGGAUUUCAGUAGCUUAUAACAAAAACUGUCAUUUGUCACUGGUGACAAGUUUUGUGAAACGUCCCCCUGGUGUCACUACAUGUAGCCAGAGAUCAACUGUGUAGCUGUAGAAGACUUCUUGCACUGUUUGAUUUGACAGAUGGCUGGGUAUAUGAAGCAAGGUGGUAGCAGAUGAAUGCCAUGACAGUGUGAAAGGGAAUAAUGGGAUUGGUUGAACAGGUUUUAUUUACACUAUUCAACAAGAGGAAAAAGACGGAUACUGCCAUUCAGUAGCCCCACCGUGCCAAUCAUUACCACCAAUACCAACAUUCUACAUUUGUCAGAUUUGUUGGAAUGAUGGUAGAAUUGUAAACAAACAGAUGUUAUAAAAUUCUUGUUGAACAUCUACCUGGCCACUAUAGCAGUAUUUUUAUAGUACAAUUGAAGACGUUGUAACAUGUUCUUAAUAAUGAAAGAAAUGUAUACUACCAUCAUUAUUGUCAUUGAUCUCUGCCAUUCAUGCACAGAAUUUUAGUAUAUGUGUGGUCUUAUGAUUUGGUCUCAUUUCAAGAUUGCUUAAGAAUGAAAAUUAAACUUAUCUAGUUUACUAGACAUUUCACUCCCAUCUGAAAUGCUAGUGGUUGCAUUGGGUUAAAUAAAAAAAUAGCAAAGCUGCAGGGGCCUAAUCUAUGACUGGAAUCUGUUGAAUUAUGCAUCUCAAAUAUUCAGAUCACACUACACGUAUAUAACUGACUGGUACCAUGUCUUUUAGCUCUAAGAAUAUGGACCUCGUUUAAUAGUUUUGCAAUCAUGCCUUCUCAGGAAUCAUUUGAUUUUCUGUCAUAUAAAACUGCAGAAGAAACAUUUUACUCAGUUAUGAAUCUCAACUUCACUAAAUAUGUGUUAUGUGAUAACAAUAUGUGAUAGGAGUUUUGUGGUGCUUUCUUUGUGUGAUUUGUGUAGUAGUGAAAAUAAGGAAUACUUGUAUUGUAGGUACCCAGUUUGACAGUAAUUUAUGACUGCAAUGUGCAAGGCUGAAAGGGAGAUAUAUAUAUAUAUAUAUAGUUUAUAAACUAUUUCAUUAUAUUUUUGUAAUAACACGUACCAUUAGGAUAAUUCACCAAAGUUAGAAGCAUGUGAUAGAAUGUGGUUCCAUACUACAUUAAUUAAAUAUCUCUGUUUUGUGAGAAUAAGUAUUCAAGAUAUAACUAAAGAUUUGCACUAAACUGUUUGUAUAAGCUAGACCUGUGAGGGUUGAACAACUCUGGAAUCACUGCAUUUUCAUGAUUUUCUAUCCUUGUAUUUAGCAGAAUAACUGGUUCUCUGAGCUAAUGAAUAUUUGUUUGAUUCAUUGUUUAUUGUUCCCACUGAAAAUAAUAAACAUGUAGCAAGUAUUUUUUAAUAAUUUCAAUACCAAGAUGGGGCAAAGUGAGUGACGCUUCAAAGUAAACUCAUGAUAAUAAUAAUAAUAAUAGCUAGUUCUUAUAUAGCGCUUUUCAAGACCGAAGGCCCUCUCUUGUAGUCAUGGCGAUGAUGAUGAUGAUCUUGUUAGUUCAUGAAUGGGGAUAUUUCCUCUUUUCUUUUGUGUGUGUCAUGCAUUGUAUUAAACUGUUGUUUGAAUUUGACUUUGGAGAUUUUUCACAGAGCUCAUGUGAUGUAAUCAAAGUCGAAUGUGAAUUUGCCCAUAUCAAACAUACCCAGAUCAAACUGUUUUUUAAGUAAAAGAUGAAAGGAAAAAAAUGAUGGUUGUCUUUUAAAGCCCCACUGCACUACGUAUAGCUACUUGCGCCCUCUAUAUAGCAAACAAUGCUUAAUCGGUGACCAUUGGUCUCCCAUUAUCCCCUGUUUUCUUAUGUGAAUUGAGAGCUGAUUUGAUGAGAUAACCACCUGUCAGUGACUAUGCAGGGAGGUCUAAUCCCUCCUGGCCAAACUACUGCAGUGGGGCUUUAACAUGGAGAGAACGGCAGGUUCUUUUUCAUUGUUUCCUUGAAACACCUAUUUGUUUUUUUUCCCGUUUCUAUUUCUUUCUAUACUUUGUAUUCCAUUUCAAUUAUGUUUAUGAUGAGAACCUUAACUACGAAAUGAACUGUAAACCGUCUAAUCCUUUCCUAUAUAUCUUUUAUCCAAGCAACAGGAAUAUAAAUGAGUGCUUUAAUUGAAUUAUGAUAAACGAGAAUCUCCUGUAAAGGACCAUCUUCUAAUAAAAUUAAACCAUUUUGUACUGUAGCCUUUCUUAAUUCUAUUUUUCUUCCCUUUUUUUUUUGUGGUUUAAACAAAUGCUUAUGCAACUCAUGAAAUAGAUAAGAAAUCCUUGAGUAAUUUUUGUAACAUGUAUGUCUUUUUAAUCAUUAACAAUCAAACAGCAAAGGCUUGCUAUAAGAACGAUUCUUAUGCAACUCAUGAAAUAAAUAAGAAAUCCUUGAGUUAAAUUUGUACAUGUAUGACUUUUUAAUCAUUAACAAUCAAACAGCAAAGGCUUGCUAUAAGAACGAUACUUAUGCAACUCAUGAAAUGAAUAAGAAAUCCUUGAGUAAUUUUUGUAACAUGUAUGUCUUUUUAAUCAUUAACAAUCAAACAGCAAAGGCUUGCUAUAAGAACGAUACUUAUGCAACUCAUGAAAUGAAUAAGAAAUCCUUGAGUUAAAUUUGUACAUGUAUGACUUUUUAAACAUCAAUAUUGUAUUUAUAUACAUGUAUCUUAGCAUAUGAGUAUUGUGACAUGUUGUGUACAGACAGAUUUUAGUUCCAACAUGAAUCUCAAAUGUUUGUACCUUUGUACAUAUCUUAUUUAUGAUGUAUAUUCUUUAGUACAAAAAGAUAGUCCAAUUAUACUUGAUUACUGCAUACUAUAUACUUGUACAAUGUACAUUUCGGAAGAACUCUGAUAAUAUAUACUGUUUCUUGUAAAUAGUCUGGUCUUUUAUUUUUUUCAAUUCCUUGUUUCUUUGAUGCUAUCAGAGAAGAGAACCAUAUGCAUGGAGGGCUAAAACCUUUCAAAGAUGUAUUUUUCAUCUGAAGUUAUUGAUAUACGUUGUAUUUGCCUUGAUGUACUUGUUCUCUAUAAAGGAACGUAACAAUGCUUGGAUGUAUAAAUUGCUAAGGAUCGAUUGAAAUAUUUUGUGUAUGUUAACUCCUGUUCAAUAAUAGCCAUAUAUCAGAAUGAAGAUUGAUUUAAAAAAAAACAAUUAAUAAAAUUAAUAAACUGAUUA